This is a messenger RNA of Drosophila persimilis, 1083 nucleotides long. Its product is annotated as retinol dehydrogenase 12. The record is from RefSeq and is a predicted model, not a curated record. The transcript is spliced from 5 exons. Lineage: Eukaryota; Metazoa; Arthropoda; Insecta; Diptera; Drosophilidae. The coding region runs from base 17 to 1015 and encodes 332 amino acids.
UCAUUAUAUUACUAAAAUGGGGUUUUUUUCGUUCCUAAAGAGCCGCCCCAUCUUCUGGCUGAGCGUCACCGGAACUACGGUAGGCGCCGCCUGCGCCAUAAAAGACCUUAUGCAAGGCGGCAAAUUCACAAAAAAAACCGAUGAAACGAACAAAGUAUUCAUUGUGACGGGGUCGAACAGCGGAAUUGGAAAGGAAACGGUCAGGGAACUGGCGAAACGGGGAGCAACCGUUUACAUGGCAUGUCGAGACAUGAAAAAAUGUGAGGAGGCCCGAGAGGAGAUUGUGCUGGAGACCAAAAACAAAUACGUGUACUGCCGUGAGUGUGACUUGGCUUCGCUGGACUCAAUUCGGAAUUUCGUUGCUGCCUUCAAGCGGGAACAGAAAACGCUGAAUAUACUCAUCAACAAUGCUGGUGUCAUGCGCUGUCCCCGAUCACUUACAAAGGAUGGCUUCGAGAUGCAGUUGGGCGUGAAUCAUAUGGGCCACUUUUUACUUACCACACUGCUAUUGGAUCUGUUGAAGAAUUCAACGCCUAGUAGGAUAGUCAACGUCUCAAGCCUAGCACAUACACGUGGCGAAAUCAACACCGGCGACCUGAACAGUGAGAAGUCGUACGACGAAGGCAAAGCCUACAGUCAGAGUAAAUUGGCGAACGUCCUGUUCACACGGGAGUUGGCUAGACGACUGGCAGGCACAGGAGUAACGGCUAAUGCCUUGCACCCCGGGGUUGUGGAUACAGAACUCUUUAGGCACAUGAGCUUUUUCAGUAACUUCUUUGCCGGACUAUUCGUUAAGCCUUUGUUUUGGCCCUUCGUAAAGACCGCCGCGAAUGGGGCACAAACCAGCUUAUAUGCGGCUCUCGAUCCGGACUUGGAGCUGGUGUCUGGUGAAUAUUUCAGUGAUUGCCAGCCCAAAGAAGUAGCGCCAGCUGGCACUGACACACAGACAGCCAAAUGGCUUUGGGCAGUCAGUGAAAAGUGGACAAAUCCACCGCCAAUCGAUGUGAAAAAAUAGGAUUAAACGUUUAUUGCCGUAAAAAGACUUUCUGCCAGUCAUAAAUGAAUCAUUUUCUACAAUCGAAA